CCAUGUGACACGGAUAUAAGUGCAGGCGUGCAGGGCAGCUAGCUAGCACUCAUGCUACAAGUGUAGAACAACAUACUGCCAUUACAAACCACCACCCACCACCAUUCCCCCACACCAACGCGAGGUCGGAGCAAGCUCCAGGAGCCAUGGCAGGCGCUUCGGCCACCGGCGCCCGCAAGGGCGGCAUCAAGGCCUACCGGAAGCUCCGCGGCUACGACCGCCUCGACGCCGCCGACGCGCAGCGCCGCCCGCCCCUCGCCACGGCCGAGCUCGGCGCUGGAGGCACCGGGGCUGCAGCGGGAGCGACGACGACCGCUGCGAGCCGGCGCCGCGGGUGGCGCGUGCGGCGGCGCGGGCUCGGGCGGCGGAUCCUGCGCGCGCUGUCGCCGCGGCGGUGGCUGGUGCGGCUCCGCGACGCGUACGUGAACGCCAUGCUCCGGCUGGCCUCCUCCGCCGCCGUCGGCUACGGCUCCGCGCCCUACUGCGUGGCCGGCGCCGACCCCUUCGCGCGCCCGCGCCCGCCCAAGGAGUACGAGGACAAGGUGCUCGUCGAGAUGUACCGCUCCAUCCUCGCGCGCGGCGGGGUCAUCCCCAUCUCCGCCGACACCUCGCUCGUCAUCGGCGCCGCACGGCCGCCGGCUCCGGCUCCGGCGGCCGCGGUGGCCUGAACGAGGACCGAUUUGGUGAUGCAGAGGCUAGCUUGUCACGCCAUUUGCCCCCUUGUCUCGCCGUGCAGGACUUGUGAUGUACUCUUCCUAAAUUGUACUAGCACAAAAACUGAUCUUCACACACGGCUGCUGUCGAUCCUGCUGUUACUGAAGUUCUGUACCGUAGCACUCUUGAUGCAAUUGGCAAAGUGAUAUUCUUACAGGUUUGAUCUUGCACUGGUA
Messenger RNA from Lolium rigidum, 890 nucleotides. RefSeq lists its product as uncharacterized. The record is from RefSeq and is a predicted model, not a curated record. The transcript has a single exon. Lineage: Eukaryota; Viridiplantae; Streptophyta; Magnoliopsida; Poales; Poaceae. The coding region runs from base 147 to 668 and encodes 173 amino acids.